AGGAAUCUGCUAUUUGUUUAUCUCGUCUCACUACUGAAGCAACAGAAGGAUUUCAAGUUCUCUCUCCUGAAAACCAAACUAAUUACUUUAAUUCUUUAUUAAAAGACAUUGCUAAAAAAUUACCUGUCAGAUAUGAACGUCUAACAACAGAUGGAAAUUUUCAGUUUGUUUAUUCUAGUAGAUCUAAUACAAAUAUUGAAUUUGCUAUUAGAGUUUAUUUUGGUGUUUCUUAUGAUCUUUUCAAGAAAUUUGCCAAUGUAAUUUCAGGUGGAUCAUUCGUUAUUUCUCAUUCUACUUUUGUGACUCAAUUUACUUUUUCUGACGCUGAUAGUAGACCAGAAAUCAGCUUGGCAAGAGUAGAAGAAAUGUUUGGAAAAGAUUUUGCUGCAACUGCUCCUUAUAGAGCGAUUGCCGAUCUUUUUGUUAAGAAUUUUCCUUUAUUAAUUAUUCAAGUAACAUUGGUUACAACUUGUUUUAAAAUUAUUCUUAGCGUUAUUCAAAGUAUUCUCAAAAUACUUGAUAAUAGAAAACAAAAAGUUGAAAGAGAAAAAGAUGAAAAUGUAAAUGCAGGAAGUGAUGAGAAUAGUAAUGUAGAAAAUGUAGAAAAUGUAGAAAAGUGA
This is a messenger RNA of Dentiscutata erythropus, 620 nucleotides long. The record is from the annotation of a GenBank genome assembly. NCBI's taxonomy places the organism in Eukaryota, Fungi, Glomeromycota, Glomeromycetes, Diversisporales, Gigasporaceae.